Molecule: messenger RNA, 936 nt
Organism: Pyricularia oryzae 70-15
Lineage: Eukaryota; Fungi; Ascomycota; Sordariomycetes; Magnaporthales; Pyriculariaceae
Product: dihydrodipicolinate synthase
Exons: 1
Coding region: 1-936 (311 amino acids)
Molecular function (GO): 4-hydroxy-tetrahydrodipicolinate synthase activity
Source: RefSeq, a predicted model, not a curated record
AUGGCACCCAUCAACAUCGAUCUCAGAGGUCUUACUCCCGCACCCGUAACUCCCUUCACAAAAGACGGCGCCGUCGAUUACCCCGCCAUCCAGCGCCUCGGCUCAUGGCUCGGCAGCAUCUCGGGCGUCAAGGGCCUGGUCGUGCUCGGACACGCCGGUGAGGGCACAUUCCUCACCCCCGAGGAACAAUGCGACGUGAUCCGGGCUUUUGUCAAGUCGGUUGACAACAAGAUCCCCAUCAUCGCCGGCAUCACAGGCGAGGGCACCGAGGUCGCGGCUUUCGAGGCCAAGAGGGCCGUGGAGGCGGGCGCGUCGGCCGGCCUGCUCUACCCGUCGCACGGCUGGCUACGCUUCGGAUACCAGCCCGGAGCGCCCCAGGACAGGUACAAGGUGGUCUACGAGCGAUCCGGCCUGCCGCUGAUCCUGUUCCAGUACCCCGACGUGACCAAGGCCACGUACAGCCUGCAGACGAUGCUGGACAUCGCGGCGCAGCCGGGAGUCUUCGCCAUGAAGAACGGCGUGCGCAACAUGCGCCGCUGGGACACCGAGAUCCCCGUCAUCAGGCGCGAGAGGCCGGACCUCCAGAUCCUGAGCUGCCACGACGAGUACCUGCUGCACACGGCCUUUGACGUCGACGGCUUCCUGGUGGGCUACGGCUGCAUCGCCCCGGAGCCGCUGCUCGAGAUGAUCGACGCCGGCAAGAGGAAGGACUACGCAAAGGCUCGCGAGGUGCACGACCGCCUGCUGCCUGUCACCAAGAACGUGUACCACCGCGGCUCGCACAUGGAGGGCACCGUCGCCCUCAAGCACGCCCUCGUGGCGAGGGGGAUCCUGGAGCACGCCACGGUGCGGUCGCCACUACUGCCGCUACCUGAUGGCGCCGAGACCGAGAUUCACGACGCCAUCAAGAUUUCCGCCCUGAGCAGGGUGGCUUAG